Symbiodinium sp. CCMP2456 is the source of this 1068-nucleotide messenger RNA. NCBI's taxonomy places the organism in Eukaryota, Dinophyceae, Suessiales, Symbiodiniaceae. The record is from the annotation of a GenBank genome assembly.
AUGUGGGCAUCCAUGUCUGGGCGUGCUGACGUGGUCGCUGCCCUGCUCGCUGCGCAUGCAGAGGCGAAGUUGAAAGACUCCCAGGGCAUGACCGCAUUGAUGUGGGCAACCCGCCACGGUCAUGUGGACGUCAUGAGGUUGUUACUGGGUGACGGGCCAGACCUCAGCAUAACGGACUUUGGAGGCCACAGUGUGAUGCACCACGCGCGGCAGCACAAGGCGGCCAGGAAGAUGCUGGAGCGAUUCGAGGCUCUGAAUCGACGCCUGCUCCACUCAGCCAAAUCCGGAGACCUCAACGAAGCGUCUAUGGCGCUUCAGGCCGGCGCCUUUGUGGACACACUGGAUGCAGACGGUGCUAGUCCCUUGCUUCAUGCUGCGUCCCAGCGCAACCUAUCCAUGGUCCGGCUCCUGACGCGCCACGGAGCUGAUCCGAGCUUGGAGGCCUCUCGGGCAAGUUCUCCAUGGCUUCGAAAUGCAGAGUAUCAGACAUCGAUCCAAGAGGUCCUUCGCGACGCAGUGAAGGCGAACAAGCUUCUGGUAUCCGCUGCCAAGGAGGGAUGGUGGAAGGGCGUCUUCCAGGCCAUCGAACACGGGGCGUGGCUGGAGAUACCGGACGAGUCGCAAAAGACGCCGCUUGGAUGGGCUGCAAGCCAUGGCAGUGUUGAAGCAGUUCGGCGGCUUAUACAGGCUCGCGCAUCUUUAAAUGCCCGCGAGCAGUGUGGCUGGACUCCUAUCCAUUGGGCGGCUCACAGAAAUUGGGCACAGGUGGCUUCAGUGCUCCAUUACCACAAGGCUGAUGUGCAUGCCAAGGCCUUUUCGGGUGAUACCAUAGUUCAUUUGGCGGCAAAAAGUAACCAUUGCUUCAGCCUGGUUCUGCUGAGUUGCGCAUCCGCUAGUUUGGAUGUUAAGGGCUUUGAAGGGCGGACCCCGCUGCAAGCCACCGCAAUAGGCGGAAAGGUUGCGGCCAUGCUCUGCCUGCUGAAGCUGCGGGCUGACGCAAGCGUCCGAGGCGAAGGCGGCAAGCCUAAAGCCAGCAUCAGAAUGAUAACAACAACAAUAAGAGUCUAG